Liolophura sinensis is the source of this 1587-nucleotide messenger RNA. RefSeq lists its product as uncharacterized. The record is from RefSeq and is a predicted model, not a curated record. Gene Ontology annotation, biological process: cobalamin transport. The transcript has 4 exons. Lineage: Eukaryota; Metazoa; Mollusca; Polyplacophora; Chitonida; Chitonidae. Gene Ontology annotation, molecular function: cobalamin binding. The coding region runs from base 143 to 544 and encodes 133 amino acids.
CUUAUCGUAGGAUUAGCUAAGAGCCGUUUGGUGUGGCGUCUCGAAAAGGUAAUCCAACGUAUAAGAUUAUCUAAAAGUAAGAGGUAAUAGUGGGUACUGGAGCUGAAGUUUACUAGGCCUUCAAACAACCGUCCUCCGGAAAAUGGCGUCUUUUUCAGCUAGAAUGGAAUGUUCCAGCCCUGGCCCUAUGGUGAAAUACACGGUCAGAAACCAGUUGAAAAAUCCAAAAUUUGUGCUGACACAGAAUGUACCCCUUCUGGAAGGAGAAGUCUUCCAGAGAAUCAUGGAGAAGGCUGCUACAGAGGAUCCACGCUUUAGGUUCACCGCGUAUUACUGUGGAGAGGAUUUGGGUUAUCAGAUCAUGACCAUCAACAAUCUGACAGCCGACUACGAACGUGACCGAACAUGGUGGUCAUUUCUACAGGCCCCGGACACCCUGUUGGAUAAGGGUGUGAGCUAUUACCAGCCUUCUGCAGGAGAGCAUCUUAUUUUGGACUUUACCCAGGGUGGAAGCAUUGUUGCCGAUGACUUUCACGGAGUGUAAAUGAAGCAUCAGGGAAUACCGUUUGCUAGUUUUGAAAUAUUCGGUAUUCGAGGUAAACUGCUUAACAUAAUAAAAGUAAUUUAUUCUGAUAUUAAAUCAUGUGUAUAGCUAAGCUGACACUCUUAAUUGUUUACACGAUCUAAAACAAGGUAAAAUUUAAUAAAUAAGGCUUUUUUUCUAUCCCUUUGUUAUUGGAAGAAAGUUAAAUAUCCCCAACAACAGAUGCUGUUCUUUAGCUUAGUAUAUUAUCCACAUAUUUCUCUUUCCAAACGAUAAUUUUCCAAAAUUAGCGUGUGCAGUAUUUGAUAUUAUUAUUAAUUCAGUCUUUUAAUUUGAUUAAAUAUCGGGUGAUCGUGCCGGCCUGCAGAUGAAUCUAUCCACAUGAAAUUUUCUAAACAGUUGUUACAUGCUGUUUACAUGUAUUUAUGGGUAGCAUACCAAAUAUCGUGGAAAUAGAUGGAUGGCUGUAAUAAAAUACUGAAUCAAAAUUCUUGAGAGUGAAGACGACUUCAUAUUAGUAAAGACAAAGAAAACACUAAAAUGAAGUAUAUACACCAGAUAAAAAACCAUUAAACAGUGCUCAGGAAAACAGAUUUUUUUCCAGAAUUUUUCCAAGCUUUUAAAAUGGUUUUGAAACGUCAGAUUCUAUAGUGAUCUGUAGUGACGUCACCCCCAUAUUUACAUUCAUAGAUCUAUAUGUGUAUGCGCAUUGAAUGAUCAAAUCUUACAGUACUCGUGUGUUAAUUGACAAAACCCUGGUGUGACGUCACUGGUCCCAGUAUGGUCAGAAGACUCACUGUAGACUCCAAAGAUUCAAAACAUUUAAAUAAGUUGAAAAAAUACUGAAAAGUAAAUCGAACUAAGUUUAUGUACAUUGAUUAAUGGUCUUUCAUCUGACGUAUACUUGACGUUUGUGUUUCUUUCCGUUUGAUAUAUGCGAAAAGAAAUUAAAAAUGACAAUGUUGUUAAAAACUGUACUUAUUGUUGUUAAAAGCUGUACUUAUUAAAAUGGUUUUGGAGAAGUGUGUGGAGUCCUAUGCACA